AAGCAGCUGCAAGGCUGCGAAGGUGUGAGCAGGAAAGGAAGCCGCUGUAAACACAGGUUCAUUUUGCAGUGGUUAGCGCUCUGGGUAACGCCGGGUGCCUUGCUGAUGGGAGGCUCGAAGAUGCUGUCGGAGCUCUUCCAGAGGGUGAGGAAGGCUGCGCUCACGCCAGCGCGGUUCUUCCCAGCGAGGAGCGGAGCUCUGCAGCCCCGGCCCGCCCUCCUCGGGGGUGGGACCGGCGGCGGCGGCGCGGCGGGCCGGGAGUGGAGGAUGCUGCUGCCGCUCCUGCCGCUCCUGCCGCUCCUGCUGCCGGCGCUGGCCGAGGGGCACCGCGCGGCAGUGCUGCGGAUGGGGCUCCGGGGCAGCCCCCGAGGGGAGGUGAGCCCGGCUUUCCUCUCCCUCACCCUGGAUGCCAGCCUCGCCCGGGACCCGCGCUAUGUCGCCUUGCUCAGCAAUUCCAAGCUGCGUACCCUGGCAAUGGCCCUGUCCCCAGGUUUCCUGAGGUUUGGUGGCACUGAGACAGACUUUCUUAUCUUUGAUCCCCACAAGGAUUCAACUUCAGAAGAAAAAGUCCUCUGGGAAUUUCAGGCACAGCAAGAGGCUUGUGGCUCGAGGCCUGCAUUUGCUGCUGUUGAGAAGGUACUGCUGGCCCAAUGGCCUAGCCAGGAGAAGCUGAUUCUUGCUGAAAAGAACUGGAAAAAGCACAAAAACACCACCAUUACAAAAAAUACACUGGAUAUUCUCUACAGCUUUGCAAACUGCUCGGGGUUUCACCUGAUCUUUGGACUCAAUGCCUUGCUGCGGAAAGGUGGCUUGCAGUGGGACAGCUCAAAUGCCCAGGCACUGCUGGACUACUGUGCUUCCCAGAGGUACAACAUCUCCUGGGAGCUUGGGAAUGAGCCCAACAGCUUCAGGAAGAAAUCUGGCAUCCGCAUUGAUGGCUUCCAGCUGGGGCAAGAUUUCAUUCAGUUACGCCAACUGCUGAAUAACUAUGCCCUCUACCAGCACGCCAGGCUGUAUGGCCCCGAUGUUGGGCAGCCCCGAAAGCACACACAGAGACUGCUGAGAAGCUUCCUGAAAUCGGGAGGGAAGGUGAUUGACUCUGUCACAUGGCACCAUUACUAUGUGAAUGGACAGAGUGCAACUAGGGGAGAUUUCUUGAGCCCUGAAGUGCUGGAUACCUUUGCCACAGCCACAUAUGAAGUCCUCGAGAUUGUUGGUCAGACAGUGCCAGACAAGAAGGUGUGGCUGGGAGAGACGAGCUCUGCCUAUGGAGGAGGAGCUCCCAGAUUGUCUAACACUUAUGUUGCUGGCUUUAUGUGGUUGGACAAACUCGGGCUUUCAGCCAAGUUGGGGAUUGAUGUAGUUAUGAGACAGGUUUUCUUCGGGGCAGGGACCUAUCACCUGGUGGAUGCCAACUUUGAGCCUUUGCCGGACUACUGGCUCUCGCUGCUCUACAAGAAGCUGGUGGGUACCAAGGUGCUGCAGGUUGGCCUGUCAGGAGCCAACAAGAGGAAGCUCCGUGUCUACCUCCACUGCACAAGCAGCCUCAACCCAAAGUACAGAGAAGGGGAUGUGACACUGUUUGCCUUAAACCUCUACAACGUCACCCAACAUUUGGAGCUACCAGAUUACCUAUCGAGCAAGCACGUGGAUCAAUACCUCUUACUGCCUCAUGGCAAAGAGAAUAUUCUUUCCAGGUCUAUUGAGCUGAACGGCCAUGUGCUACGGAUGCUGGAUGAUGAAACACUGCCAGAACUUAUGGAAAAGCCCCUUGGUCCUGGCAGACUGCUUGGCCUUCCAGCCUUCUCCUACGGCUUUUAUGUUAUCAAAAAUGCCAAAGCUAUUGCUUGCAUUUAAGUGGUCAACACAAACAGGAUAAAUGUAAAGCAUUUAGCUAGUAGGAAAUUCUAAUCCUAGAAAUUCACACUUCUAUGGGAUUGAAUUCUGGUAAGGGAUGCAAAGGUUGCAGUGCUAGUACAACUGUUAGCUGGGGAAGACAUAAGGUCUCACUGGGUAACUGGUACAAGGAAGAUUCCAGGAGAAUUAUCCAGGUAGAACAAGACCAGGAAGAGGCUGGUUUUGCUCUUGAUCCAGCCU
Messenger RNA from Lonchura striata (white-rumped munia), 2097 nucleotides. RefSeq names its product heparanase (gene HPSE). The record is from RefSeq and is a predicted model, not a curated record. Gene Ontology annotation, biological process: cell-matrix adhesion; angiogenesis involved in wound healing. Gene Ontology annotation, cellular component: extracellular matrix; membrane. Lineage: Eukaryota; Metazoa; Chordata; Aves; Passeriformes; Estrildidae. Gene Ontology annotation, molecular function: hydrolase activity, acting on glycosyl bonds.